CUGAGAUCCUGCGCUGUGAUUGGCUGAGAGGCUGUGCAUAGUCAGACACUGAUGAUCAAUCAUUUGGACAUACAAAAUCAGUAAUCAAUAUUAAUUUAAGUCAAGAGUUUAUAUUCUUAAAGAUAAGGUUUGCUGUGUGUUUUCGUGAAUACUUAGUGUAGAUCAGUGUCAUCACGUUUUAUUUUGCGUCGUUCAAUCAGCUAUCAAAACAUUAAUAAAUGAGACCUUGAUGAAUCAACAUGUUUUGAGCCAACAGUAGGCAGAACAGAAGUGUACAACGUCAUUGUACAAAACAAUUGUUUUGUGGAUGAAGCUCAGAAUGAGACCAGAGGCUGGACCCUAAAACAAUGGAAUGCUGAAUAAGACAUUUUUUGGACCAAAAUGGUACAUAUAACUUUGAUGAAGUGAAAUAACUUUAAAAAGGGUGAAAGUAAAAUAAAAGAUGAACAACGCUUUAGUGCGGCCCUCAAAAUCAGCGUGUAGCCCCGCCCCUGUAGCCUCCCCUGCUUUAUAGUCCGUUUGACUUUAAAUGGACCAUAAUUUACUAAAUGAACAUCACGCUGCAUUGCAACUAGUGAUUGAGACCAUAAACUCAUGCUUACAAUGUUUACUGAGGGAAUAAAUCAAGUGAGAAGUAAUUAUUUUCUCAUAGAUUUCUAUGGGACCCGAGGAGUCGCCCCCUGAUGGUCACUGCAGAGAAUGCGGCAGUUUUUUUCAUGAUGAUGCAAUAUUUUUAAUAUUUCAUCUCAUGUUUAUGAGCAGUUGUUUACUUCUGUUAACAUUACAGUGGGUUAAAUGUUUCACUUUGCCUCCAGAUUAAAAAACCACACCUGGAUUCAGAUUAAACUCAAUAGAUAAUUAAUAAUCAGGUGUUUCUUUACUCAAGAAAAACCUAGGGAACCUUGCGAUGUCAGCAUCCAGGUCCCUCAUGGUCCAGGUCCCUCAGAGUCCAGGGUCCAGGUCUGUGACAAAAAAAAAUAUUGUUAUUAUUGUAAUAAUCAUUCUAUGUAUGAAAAGUUAUAUUAUCAUUAUCCUUAUUAUUACUACCACUAUUGUCAUGAUUUUUAUUAUUGUUCUAAUUACCAUUAUUGUAAUCUGUAUUAAAUGUAGAUGAUAAAUUGAAUAAAAAGAAUUCACGUGUACAACCAGUUUGAUUGUGGUGUCAUAGAUCAGUAAUGAAAAUCAUGCAACAAAUAGAGUAAGCUAUCAUCAUUAUUAUUGUUAUCAUUAUUGUUAUUAUUAUUGUAAUAUGUAUUGAACACAGACUUUUUAUAUUCCCCUUUAUAGGAAAUUUGUUUCUGUUGAUCAUUUAAACAUUUUUGUAAAUUGUGGAAAAAAGCACCUAUACUUUAACAUGUAAAAUUCAAUGUGCUCAGAUCUCAGAUCCAUGGAGGAGGACCCAGGUCUGAUAGCAGCUGAUUGAUUAGUUAAGACUACAGGUGUCCAGGAGGAAGUCUCAGCUUCAGCACGUCUUUAGUGAACACAGGAAGUGAUCAGUCUGUGUAACCUGGUUACACUUUGGACCUCAGUUGUAAUCAAUAAACAAUAAUUGCUGCUGGUUAGCCGCUUGUGUUAGAGGUAGUCGGUCACCUGAGCUGGUGUCUGUGUGUGGUUAAUAAUCUGUGGUUGAUGUAUGUGGACUUUCACCUAAAACUCUCUGUCUACUCGUGUCUUCAGUAUUUGCUGCUUGAUCGGGUGCAGGUGAAAUGGAGGAUGCUUCUAAGAGUCAUGAUAAUACGGCAGACAGUGUCAAGCUACCAAUGGAAGGUAAAGGAAAAAAACAGCCAAUAGAAAAGCAGGUGGCAAGGUCAGACAUGAUUUACACCAUAGAAGACGUCCCACCAUGGCACCUGUGUAUUCUACUAGGACUACAGCACUACCUCACAUGUUUCAGUGGAACUGUGGCGGUGCCCUUUCUCCUGGCAGAGGCCAUGUGUGUUGGUCGCGACCCGAACACCGUCAGUCAGCUGGUGGGAACCAUCUUCACCACAGUGGGCAUCACAACCCUGAUUCAGACCACCGUGGGGGUCAGGCUUCCUCUCUUUCAGGCCAGUGCGUUCGCUUUCUUGAUUCCUGCCCAGGCGAUCCUUAGUCUGGACCGCUGGAAGUGCCCAAGUGAGGAGGAAAUUUAUGGGAAUUGGACUCUACCACUUAGCACCUCACACAUCUGGCACCCACGGAUCAGAGAGAUCCAGGGCGCCAUCAUCGUGUCCAGUGCUGUGGAAAUUUUGAUUGGGCUUUGUGGGUUGCCAGGUUUGCUGCUGGAGUACAUUGGCCCCCUCACCAUCACUCCAACUGUCUCACUGAUUGGCCUGUCUGCGUUUUCAAUAGCUGGCGACAGGGCUGGGUCUCACUGGGGCCUGUCAGCACUGUGUAUUUUUCUCAUUGUGCUCUUUGCUCAGUACCUGAGAGAGACCUCACUUCCUGUUCCUGUUUACACAAGGAAGAAGGGACUGACCUCCACUAGUGUGCAGCUCUUCAAAAUGUUUCCAAUCAUCCUUGCCAUCAUGUUAGUUUGGCUCAUUUGCUACGUUCUCACGCUCAACAACCUGUUGCCGAGCAACUCUGAGAGUUACGGACACAAGGCUCGUACCGAUGCCCGUGGUGACAUCGUGACUUCGUCCCCCUGGUUCAGAGUACCCUAUCCCUGCCAGUGGGGGUUGCCGGUGGUAACGGUUGCCGGAGUGUUGGGGAUGCUGAGUGCCACCAUGACCGGCAUCGUGGAAUCGAUUGGUGAUUAUUAUGCCUGUGCUCGUCUCUCUGGAGCCACACCUCCUCCAGUCCACGCAAUAAACAGGGGGAUCUUCACUGAAGGUGUUUGCUGCAUAAUUGCUGGUCUUUUAGGGACAGGAAACGGCUCAACCUCCUCCAGUCCAAAUAUAGGAGUUCUGGGUAUCACAAAGGUUGGCAGCAGGCGAGUGGUGCAGUACGGAGCUGCUAUCAUGUUGAUUAUGGGUUCAGUCGGGAAGUUCACAGCUUUGUUUGCCUCUCUGCCAGAUCCGAUCCUUGGUGGAAUGUUCUGCACUCUUUUUGGUAUGAUCACAGCCGUCGGUCUCUCUAACCUGCAGUUUGUGGAUCUGAACUCUUCAAGGAACCUUUUUGUUUUGGGAUUCUCAAUGUUUUUCGGUCUGACUUUGCCAACGUACUUGGACAAACACCCCGAGUCCAUUAAAACAGGUCUUCCAGAGCUGGAUAACAUCCUGACGGUUCUUCUGUCCACUGAGAUGUUCGUUGGAGGUUUCCUGGCAUUUUGUCUCGACAACACGAUACCAGGUUCCAAACAGGAGCGCGGUCUAGUUGAGUGGGGGUCCUCUUCCGAUUCCUCCUCCUCCUCCUCCUCCUCGUAUGACCUCCCUUUUGGAAUGGGUGUGGUUGGACGGACUCGAUGGCUCAGACGCUUUCCCAUCAGUCCCUCCUUCACAGGUUUCAAGGCUUCUGCCCCCUCAAGGCUACCUGAGGAGGAGGAGGCUCCUGACAUGAACCCGCUCAGUACCAAGGUGUGACUAAGAUGUCAUCCGCCAAUGUCAACAAAAUCUGCAAUGUGAACUCUUUUAGCCUUUUAUUGACGUAAAUCUUCAGUUGAUAUGAUUUGUGAGUUCUAUUGUUGAUUCAUUAAUCAGCUAAUUUUACUACACUUCAUAUGAUUUGAACUCUAACCGGUCAGACAGACAAAUUGUUUAAUUUUUCAGUUUUUUAAAGUAUGACCAUGAUGUUUACUGCUGGAACUAGUCUACAAACUAAACCAACAUAAAAUUCUCCUUUCAUCAAUCAAAACCAAAAAUAAUAAAAGUUACAAAAUAUAUGCUUCUUUGAUGAAAACAAAUGUAUGUAGAAAUCAUCUUGUGGUUAGGAAUUUGAAGCAGACAAUGACUACAAUCUUUAAAAAAACAGGUUAUAGUAUUAACCAAAAAAUCCCUUAUACUUUCCGUUAAGCCUGUGAGGGUAUAAGGUUUCCAGUCUGUGGGUCCAUCUCCUCUACGCUGAUGGGCUGUGCUCCACCGCCUGUUGCCCUCUAGGCCUGCAUUCUAAAGGCCAUGUGAGCCAUGGAGUUUUAGAUGCUCAUAUAAGACACUAUUACAUUCCCAUUAUUUGUCUUAUAAAAGUGCUGCUUAAUUAUCAAAUGCAGCCUGUUUUUUGCCUUCCCAACUUAUAGUUUGUGGUAGGCCUUGCACCUGACAGUGUAGAUGACUUUGGAGUCUGCUCCACAUUAAAACCAAUACAUUUUGACAUCACAAGGGGACAAGUGGUAGAAGACUGCAUUCUCACACAGGAUUGGCUUCCCAACCCCGCCGGUCCACACACUACAGCCCCCAGAAUGCCUCACUGCACACCCAGCUGUAGGUUCUUAAGGGACCUAAUUGCAGCUGGGCUUAAAAGCCAGAGCACACGGCUAACAAAGGAAGAGCUGGAACUGAGCUCCCUGGUGGAAGGGCUUGAAUCAUGCAUUGGAGCAAAUGCCGGUUGCAAGAGAAGGACAGAACAGGCUGGCUGUGCUCAAGCUCCCUGACCAACAGGCACGCGCUCAGGGUGGCGAGGGAACCAACAGCAAAGCGACUAAUGUUAAUCAGCCGGAUUCUGUCUAUCGCAACGGCACGCGGCUAAUAUUUCCAAAGGAAUUAUCAGAGCAGUACUGGUUACUGCUCAUGCUGGUACUUCUGUGAUCUAAGCCCUAAUGUAACGAUGAACGCUUAAAUUGCAGGCAAAUGAAAAACAUUUAACCCAGCUAAUUAUCUCCUAAUAAGCCUAAUUGACUCAAAUUAUUUUCAGAACGCUGUGACACUGACUUUGCUACUCAUCUAAUCUCGCAGGUGUGUGUGUGCGUAUUUUGUCACAUGGUCUCAUUGCUGGAUAUAACUUUGCAAACUCUGAACUUUAAUCCUUUCAUUUACAUGGAGUGUUUCUACUUUAUCAGAUUUGCCCAUUCUGUGCUAUGGUUCAGGGAUGUUUGGCAACAAUUUAGAUAAGGUAUCAAAAAAAAUUCUCCUUUUACAGUAAUUUCCAAAUAGAUUUACUCCGUAGUAAUGUCAAUCAAAAUAAAUAGGUAACGGAAAUAUGUAAAGUUCAGCGAACAGACUAUGGAAGCAUUUUCAAAUUGAAGUCGUACUUUCUUAAUGUGGGUGUGUCAGUGACCCGAGUGGCUCAUUUUCCAGCAAGUUUCAUUUCGUGGCAAAGCCAAAAGAUAUCCCUGUUUUAGGAAUUUUACUUUUGUUUCCUCGUAUAGAUUUUCACUGCUUAAGAGUUUGAAAGUUCUUCAUGCCACCUGGAACUGAUGCCAUUAGUGUGCGAUGAGACGGGAAUAAAAGUGUUUGUCCCAGCAGCCCAAUGCUAGUCUACCCUGUCAGAUUUGACUUCUGUAAACUAUCCUGAUUAUCAUUUCGUUCCACAUAGUUCAUGGACUGUCGACUAAGGCUCUGUUACCCUUUUUUUGAGGUUGUGAAAACUCAACAAAAUGUGGAUGUUUGUCUGAGUUUCUCCUGAACCAUAUCUGUAUCUCCUGCGGCUUCGACGAAACGCAAAUAUCCUAGGUGAGGAUUUUGACCCUUUCUGAAUAGGGCAGGUAGAUCAAAAUGCCAAACUGGUUAGUUAAUGCGUAAAAUGUUUGACCUUUUGCCCCAUUUACUCAUUCCAGUUUGGUCAAUACGCGGUGGGCAAGAAACCUGUUGAAUUGUAUUUGCAUGGAGUACAACCCAAAAACUGACUGACUUGGGUUAAUGUCAAUACCUACACCACCACAGAGACACCGAUCAUGUCACCAACUGUGAGCCUUUUUCACAUUUUUGUAAGGUUUUGAAUUGUUUGGUCUAUUUAAGACAAUUGUGACCAUUGUUCUACAGUUUAAAUGGUUUGAAUUGUAUGUGUGUACCCUGUAAAAUUAAACUUUAAAUACACUUUACUGUAGUGACUGUAAUUAACACCAUUUUUAAAAUGAGUCAAAAUAAAGAACAAUUUUAUCUUAACUGAAAGUGAGUUUGUUGCAGAAUGUAUCACAAAUGGGAGCUUUUACUAGAAGUUUCUUAAUUUGAAUAAAGUGUUAUUAAAUAUCCUUCUGCUAAAGGUGUUUGUUUUUACUGUUCGCUGGAUAUAAAAUAGAAAAUGUAAGUAACUCUUGUUAGAAUAUUGACUCUGAAAUUUUAACCUACAGUGUUUGGGUUACACUGAAGGUUAAAGACCUUGUUUACUGGCUGUGUUGAAAUGUACACUUUGAGUGCCAAUUGAACUGUGUAUCUGGAAUGUAAUUGACAGUGGACUGACAACUGUCCAUGUAGUCUAGAAUUUUGGACACUACUGCAAUUCUGGAUUAUGCACGGUUGCCUUCAAAUGACCGAACUCCAGGUUAAAGGAGACUUAUGGAUGUUGGGGAGCAAAUUGGCGAAGCCUGGGCUUUUUUUUUUUUUUUUUUGAUGCUUGUGCAGGCUGAGCCAUUAGGCUCUAAUAAAACCCUUUCUAACAUUA
This is a messenger RNA of Gasterosteus aculeatus aculeatus (three-spined stickleback), 6453 nucleotides long. It is a transcript of the gene slc23a1, whose product is annotated as solute carrier family 23 member 1. The record is from RefSeq and is a predicted model, not a curated record. NCBI's taxonomy places the organism in Eukaryota, Metazoa, Chordata, Actinopteri, Perciformes, Gasterosteidae. Gene Ontology annotation, biological process: transmembrane transport. Gene Ontology annotation, molecular function: transmembrane transporter activity. Gene Ontology annotation, cellular component: membrane.